AUGACAAUGGAUUACUUGCUGUGGGUGUGCAGCCUCAUUGUCCCCGUGGUGCUGGCUGUAGAAGAAACCCUUAUGGACAGUCGGUGGGCAACCACAGAGCUGGCUUGGACUACGUUCCCAGAGAGUGGGUGGGAGGAGGUUAGCGGCUACGACGACUCCAUGAGCCCAAUCAGAACCUACCAGGUGUGUAAUGUUCGACAGCCCAACCAGAACAACUGGCUCAGGACGGAUUUUAUCCCCCGCAAGGGCGUGCUGCGGGUCUACGUGGAGCUCAAGUUCUCUGUCCGUGACUGCGCCAGCAUCCCCAACAUCCCCGGCUCCUGCAAAGAGACCUUUAAUCUGUUCUACUACGAGUCAGAGGGGGACACAGCCACAGACACCAGCCCUCUGUGGAGGGAGAACCCGUAUGUGAAGGUGGACACUAUCGCCCCAGACGAGAGCUUCUCUCUGCUGGAGGCAGGCAGGAUCAACACCAAAGUGCGCAGCUUUGGCCCCCUCUCCAAGGCAGGUUUCUACCUGGCGUUCCAGGACCUCGGUGCCUGCAUGUCGCUCAUCUCAGUCAGGGUUUUCUUCAAGAAGUGCUCCACCACAAUCGCCAAUUUCGCUGUCUUCCCCGAGACCGCCACAGGGGCAGAAGCCACCUCCUUAGUGAUCGCUCCGGGGGCCUGUGUGACCAACGCUAUGGAGGUGUCCGUCCCUCUGAAGCUGUACUGCAACGGGGACGGCGAGUGGAUGGUUCCUGUGGGCUCGUGCACCUGCGUCGCCGGCUUUGAACCUUCUGCAGAUGGCACUCAGUGCCAGGCCUGCAUCCCUGGGACCUUCAAAUCCAAAUUUGGGGAGGGUUCCUGUGCUCCCUGCCCGUCCAACAGUCGCACCAGUGCACGGGGAGCCAAUAUUUGUCCCUGCCAGAACGGUUUCUACCGUGCUGACAGCGACCCCCCUGACUCCGGCUGCACCACGAUCCCCUCGGCGCCUCGCAACGUUAUAUCCAGCGUGAACGAGACCUCGCUGUCCUUGGAGUGGGAGGAGCCCGAGGACACGGGCGGCAGGAGCGACCUCGUCUACAACGUCGUGUGCAAGAAAUGCCUGCGAGACCGCAGCCCCUGCACGCGCUGCGACGACAACGUGGACAUCGCUCCUCGCAGGUUGGGCCUGAGGCAGAGGAAGGUGGUGGUGAGGAAUCUGCAGGCCCACACCCGCUACAGCUUCGAGGUGCAGGCCGUCAACGGGGUUUCUGGGAAAAACCCCACCUCACCCAGCUACUCCACAGUCAACAUCACCACCAACCAAGCCGCACCUUCAGCAGUGCCCACCGUCCAUCUGAUGCGCUCCACCUCAGACACUCUCAGCCUGUCGUGGCUGCCCCCCGAGAAACCCAACGGGGUCAUCCUCGACUACGAGAUUAAAUACCAUGAGAGGGGCCAGGCGAUGUCACACACCGUCACAUCCCAGCACAGCUCGGCCAAGGUGGAGGGGCUGAGGGCUGCCACCCCCUACGUGGUGCAGGUCAGAGCUCGCACCGUUGCUGGAUACGGACGCUACAGCAACCCCAUGGACUUCAGCACCAGUCUUCACAGUGACCCUCAGAAGUCGGUGCAGGACCAGCUGCCUCUCAUCAUCGGCUCGGCCUCCGCCGGUCUGGUGGUCAUUGUUGCCUUGGUGGUUAUCGCUGUUGUAUGCCUUAAGAAGCAGCGCAGCGGCUCAGAGCUGGAGUACACUGAGAAGCUGCAGCAAUACAUUUCUCCAGGGGUCAAAGUGUACAUCGACCCUUUCACCUACGAGGACCCCAACGACGCCGUCCACGAGUUUGCCAAAGAGAUAGACAUCUCCUGCGUGAAAAUAGAAGAAGUCAUCGGUGCAGGUGAAUUUGGCGAGGUGUGCCGCGGACGUCUCAAGCAGGCCGGGCGCAGGGAGAUGGUUGUGGCCAUCAAGACUCUGAAAGCCGGCUACACCGAGCGCCAGAGGCGGGACUUCCUCGCCGAGGCCUCGAUCAUGGGCCAGUUUGACCACCCUAACGUGAUCCGGCUGGAGGGCGUCCUGACGCGCAGCUGCCCCGUCCUCAUCAUCACCGAAUUCAUGGAGAACGGAGCGCUCGAUUCCUUCCUCAGGCUGAACGACGGGCGCUUCACAAUGACGCAGCUGGUCGGGAUGCUGCGUGGCAUCGCUGCAGGGAUGAAGUACCUGUCAGACAUGAACUACGUCCACCGAGACCUCGCCGCCCGGAAUAUCCUGGUUAACAGCAACUUGGUCUGCAAGGUCUCUGACUUUGGCCUGUCACGCUUUCUGGACGACACUUCCGCUGACCCCACUUACACAAGCUCCCUGGGAGGGAAGAUUCCCAUCCGGUGGACAGCGCCGGAGGCCAUCGCCUUCAGGAAGUUCACCUCGGCCAGUGAUGUGUGGAGUUACGGCAUCGUCAUGUGGGAGGUGGUGUCCUAUGGAGAGAGGCCAUACUGGGACAUGAGCAACCAGGAUGUGAUGACAGCAGUAGAGCAGGACUACCGGCUGCCCCCGCCCAUGGACUGUCCCAUGGUGCUGCACCAGCUGAUGCUCGAGUGCUGGAUGAAGGAGAGAAACCUGAGGCCCAAGUUCUCCCGCAUCGUCAGCACCCUGGACAAACUGCUCCGCAACGCCGCCAGCCUCAAGGUGGUGACCAGCACCUACUCAGGGGACCUGCUGCGGCUUGGAGGGACGCUGCCGGGACACAACAGGAAGAGUCCGGACAGCAGUCAGGAAAUCGUUCGGCAACAGAUGAGCCAAACUCUCCCCAUCAGAGUGUGA
Messenger RNA from Chelmon rostratus (copperband butterflyfish), 2781 nucleotides. It is a transcript of the gene ephb3a, whose product is annotated as eph receptor B3a. Gene Ontology annotation, biological process: protein phosphorylation; cell surface receptor protein tyrosine kinase signaling pathway; axon guidance. Gene Ontology annotation, molecular function: protein binding; transmembrane-ephrin receptor activity; ATP binding. The record is from RefSeq and is a predicted model, not a curated record. Bases 1 to 2781 code for a protein of 926 amino acids. Gene Ontology annotation, cellular component: neuron projection; plasma membrane. The transcript is spliced from 15 exons. NCBI's taxonomy places the organism in Eukaryota, Metazoa, Chordata, Actinopteri, Chaetodontiformes, Chaetodontidae.